AUGGCCAUUACUGAAGCACACAUCACAGCAUUCAACAAAUACCUCAAUGUCACCAACGGCAGAGAAAAGCUGUGCCGACUCGUUCAAUACUUUGCUCGUUUCUAUGCCUUUUAUUUGCUAAAGCAAGGUGCCUCCAAAGAAACCAUUCAACGUUGGGUCAAUUUGAAGAGCCAUUUAGCUAUUGGACGUAAAUUCUUUCGUCUAUUGAAACCUGUCGAGCUUGCUCAAUCCAGCGUCAAGAGUCUUGCUCUGGCAGAUCCUGUGCUUAGAGCUACUCAAUUUGUCAAGUUCGCCAGUAAUUUCUUUUACUUUACAUCGGAAGCUUUUAGUUUGUUGGAUACCAUCAAUUUCUACAAGCUGAGUGACGCCAAGAAGGUAAGCGAUUUUGGCUUAAAGUGCUGGUUCGUAUCACUGUCUGCUUCCAUUAUCUCUGGUCUGUAUCAAUUGAAGCAACUUCGUGUUCGUGCUGAGGCCCUCAAGUCUGAGAAAGCAGCAGCCAACGCAGACGCCAAGGUGGAGGAAAACAAGUUGAUCAAGGAGGAGCAAGCUGCCACCUAUCAAUUGUGUCAAGAUGUUGUUGACAUCUGUAUCCCCAUUGGAGGUUUGAAAUGGCUUAAUUUGAACGAAGGCCAAAUUGGUAUUGCUGGUAUCAUUACCUCUGCUAUGGCUAUGAACACCCAAUGGAAAAAGACAAACCCCAAUUAG
Molecule: messenger RNA, 705 nt
Organism: Mucor velutinosus
Lineage: Eukaryota; Fungi; Mucoromycota; Mucoromycetes; Mucorales; Mucoraceae
Exons: 4
Coding region: 1-705 (234 amino acids)
Biological process (GO): peroxisome fission
Cellular component (GO): peroxisomal membrane
Source: RefSeq, a predicted model, not a curated record